Molecule: messenger RNA, 1965 nt
Organism: Suncus etruscus (white-toothed pygmy shrew)
Lineage: Eukaryota; Metazoa; Chordata; Mammalia; Eulipotyphla; Soricidae
Gene: CDCP2
Product: CUB domain containing protein 2
Exons: 6
Coding region: 56-1795 (579 amino acids)
Source: RefSeq, a predicted model, not a curated record
ACCUCAGGGUGGAGGAAAGGAAGCCCCCAGGAUCAGCUUACUAAUUCGAGGGGCCAUGAAUUAUUCACCACUAUUAGCUCAAGCCCUUCAACCUACCUCUCCUUCCCCUGCUCGACCCUUACCUCCCACCUGUGCUGAGCUUUGCCCAGAGGGUAGGACCCCCCCAGAGGACAUGCUGACUGGGCCCGGGUCCUGUUUGAUGCUGGUCCUCGCUCUGUUGGUACCAGGCCGCAGCGCUGGAGCCACAAAUGGUGUCAAGUGUGGGGGAGUGCUUUCGGCACCUUCUGGAAACUUCUCCAGCCCCAACUUCCCCAGAUUGUACCCCUACAAUACAGAAUGCAGCUGGCUAAUUGUGGCGGCUGAGGGCUCUUCCCUCCUGCUCACUUUCCACGCCUUUGACCUGGAGUAUCACGACAGCUGUGGCUUCGACUUCCUGGAGAUCUACAAUGGAGCCUCUGGGGACAAGGGGAACCUGCUGGGAAGGUUCUGUGGGCAGGUGCGCCCGCCACCCUUCACCUCCUCCUGGCACAUCAUGUCUGUCGUCUUCCACUCCGACAAGCAUGUGGCCCGCCCAGGGUUUUCUGCAGGCUACCAGAAAGAUGUGUGUGGUGGCGUCCUGACUGGCCUGUCCGGGGUCCUCACCAGCCCCGAGUACCCCAGCAACUACCCAAGCAGCGUGGAGUGCCGCUGGGUGAUCCGGGCCUCGGGCCCUGCUGCCAUCAAGCUGGUGUUCAUGGACUUCCAGGUGGAGGACAGCGAGGGCUGCCCUUAUGACUAUGUGGCUGUGUUGGGGGUACCUGGCCCGGCUGAGGGGCACCGCUACUGUGGCCGCACCAGACCUCCCACCCUCGUGUCAUUGGGCCGCGAGCUGCAGGUGGUCUUCAAGUCCGACUUCAACAUCGGAGGCCGGGGCUUUAAGGCCUACUACUUCUCAGGAGAAUGCCAGGAAGUUUACACAGCUGUGCGGGGCAACUUCUCCAGCCCACAGUACCCUGGCCCCUACCCCAACAAUAUCCACUGCCACUGGGCCGUCCGCUUGCCGCCUGGCUACCGGGUCAAACUCUUCUUCCUGGAUCUGGAGUUGGAGGAGCCCAACAGCCUGACCGGGGCCUGUGACUUCGACCACCUGGCAGCCUAUGAUGGGGACAGUGAGGAGGCGAUGCUGCUGGGCAGCUGGUGUGGCCGCCACCUGCCUCCGCCCAUCAUCUCCAGCCAGAACCACCUCCUGCUGCUGCUGCAAACAGACCUCAGCACUGCCCGUCGUGGCUUCUCGGCUGCCUACAUUGGAGUGGUGCCCAUAAACGUGAGCUGCUCGCGCAGCGACUUUCAGAUCUUGAUCUCCAUGCGCGCACUGGCCCCACUGGAGCGCACCAAGGUGUACUUGGGCAGCCGGAGCUGUGCGGCCCAGGAGGUGGGAGGCAACUUCCGAAUCCAGGCCCGCUUCGACACCUGUGGCACCGAGUCUCAGAGACGGAACCACACAUCGGUGAUUGUCAGCGUGCUGUACAUCGACUUUUCGGACAGUGAGCAGGAAGAUGUCCAUGAGUAUGAGGUACGCUGCGAGCCACGGCGCAAAGAGGCAUCCGUGCACCUGCUGUCCGGCUCCGAUUGGCUGGGUCCCUACGCCGCCACUGCCGAGCAUCUGCAGGAGGCACCGCCUAACGACCAGGUGGAGGUGCCAGAGGGGCCCGUGCCUGUGGUGGCCCAGGACACCAGUGACAUGGUCUUCCUGGGCCUAUGCAUCCUGGCCGGAGUCCUCAUGGUCAUUGCCAUUGUGGUCCUGAUGCUGCUGUGAACAGAUGUGGCAGGCACCGAGCAUGGAGCAGAGUCUGGUUGCAGUUUGGGGACCCCACAACAUGGCUGGGCUGGCCAUGAGAUGAUGAGAGCUGGGAGGUCGUGGUCCCUCACCAAGUCUGUUUCCCUGCUCUACCCCUCUCUGGACCUGUAUGAGAGAACAGCACGCAG